UCUGUGGUGAUGUUCUGUAACCUAGCACCUGUCAGGUCACCUUCUUUGUCCCUCCCCACCUGUCCCUACCAUCAGCAUGAUGUUUCUGGCUGAGACAGCAAAUGGUGUGAAGAGAUGUAAAGGACAUCUUUCAGCGAAGCCAGAGAGUAGGGGAGUGCUUUCAGAGAGUGUUCUAAUCUAGCUGAAGACAGACACAUUUACUCUUUGCAGAGCUCUGUUUACUGGAUGAAUUGCUUUAAACAGAAUCUGAUUUUUUUUUUUUUUUUUUUUUUUUGAACUGUGUGAAGACAAGUACUCUAACUUUCCGCUGAUGUCAGCUGGGAGUUGGUGGCUCAGCACACCUAAGGGUUAAAUGUCCUGUGUUUCACUGUUAACCUGGGACACUUGUUUCCAGACUCAGGCUAAGGCAUUAGUUUGACACUGAGAAAUCUGAGCUACUUAAUGUAAGUAAACUGUGUUCAAAUUGCUUGACCCUUAUUACAUUUAUACUGGGUCAGCAAGCCACUACUUAGCAAGGUGGGAUAAUCUUGCACUGAGUUUGGGUGACUAACUGUAUUUGCUUUUGCUUUCCACAGACCGACAUUCAGAAUGGCAGCCUUGUCCACUUUAAUCCUCCUUUUGUGUGCUGCUAAAGAUGUGAUGCCAUCCAGUCCUCACUGGAAGCCAACUUGGCCAUCUUACAGAGUUCCCGUUAUCCUGCCGCAGUCUACCCUGAACUUGGACAAACCACAGUUUGAUGCUGAAGCCAGACUGGAAGUGGUAUCUCCAUGUGGCCCAGCAUGCCACAAAAGUUCUCCGCUGCCAACUUACGAAGAAGUGAAGAAUUACCUGUCCUAUGAAACCUUGUACGCUAACGGCAGCCUCACUGAAACUGAAGUGGGCAUAUAUAUUCUGAGCAGCAGCAGCGAUGGGUCUCGAGGCAGAUCUCGAACUAAGAGGCAGAUCUAUGGCUAUGACAGCAGGUUUAGCAUUUUUGGGAAAGAUUUCUUGUUGAAUUACCCAUUCUCCACAUCGGUGAAGCUCUCUACAGGUUGCACGGGGACGCUGGUGGCUGAGAAGCAUGUUCUUACUGCCGCUCAUUGUAUCCAUGAUGGAAAGAGUUACGUCAAAGGGGCUCAGAAACUGCGGGUGGGGUUCCUAAAGCCCAAACAGAAAGAUGGCGGCAAAGGGUCCAAUAUCACCAACUCGGCAAUGCCUGAGAAAAUGAAAUUCCAGUGGAUCCGAGUGAAACGGACGCAUGUCCCCAAAGGAUGGAUCAAAGGCAAUGCCAAUGACAUUGGCAUGGAUUAUGACUACGCCCUGCUGGAGCUGAAGAAGCCACACAAAAGAAAGUUUAUGAAGAUAGGCGUGAGCCCACCAGCAAGACACCUACCUGGAGGGAGGAUUCACUUCUCUGGCUACGACAAUGACCGUCCAGGAAACCUGGUUUACCGCUUCUGUGAUGUCAAAGAUGAAACCUACGACCUGUUGUACCAGCAGUGCGAUGCCCAGCCGGGUGCGAGUGGAUCUGGGGUAUAUGUGAGGAUGUGGAAGAGGCAGAAUCACAAAUGGGAGCGAAAAAUUAUUGGUAUAUUUUCAGGCCAUCAGUGGGUGGACAUGAAUGGCACCCCACAGGAUUUCAAUGUAGCUGUUCGCAUUACACCCCUCAAAUACGCACAGAUCUGUUACUGGAUCAAAGGCAACUACCUUGACUGCAGGGAAGGAUAA
Molecule: messenger RNA, 1707 nt
Organism: Cinclus cinclus
Lineage: Eukaryota; Metazoa; Chordata; Aves; Passeriformes; Cinclidae
Gene: PRSS23
Product: serine protease 23
Exons: 1
Coding region: 589-1707 (372 amino acids)
Biological process (GO): proteolysis
Molecular function (GO): serine-type endopeptidase activity
Source: RefSeq, a predicted model, not a curated record